AUGACUGCUAUCAUUUCCGCACAGUCUACAAGCGAAGAGGUGUGUGACGCCUUCUCCAGCCACAUCAAAGGCAGUAGAGUCAUCAUCACUGGUGUCACAUUGGGCAGUAUUGGCGGCGAAGUCGCCCUCCAGCUAGCUCGUCGAGACCCUGCCAUGAUCGCGCUAGCAGGUCGAAAACUGGCAUCUCUCCAGGAAACACAACAGGCCAUCCGCUCCGUCGCACCCGAUAUCGAAAUCAAACUGCUUAUGCUCGAAUUAGCCUCGCAGACGCUCAUCAAUAGUGCAGGCGUCAUGGCUGCCCCGUACAAGGCGACGCCCGAGGGCGUGGAAAUCCAGUUCGCAACCAACCAUCUCGGCCGUUUCCUCUUCACGAACCUGAUUCUUCCGCUGAUGUUGACUGCCAGCUCGACCGUUCAGAUCGUCAAUGUUAGUAGCUUGGGGCAUAAGAGGGGACCGGUUCGUUUCGAUGAUAUAGCAUUCGAAGGGGGAAAGACGUAUGAUAAAUGGAAAGCGUAUGGCCAGAGCAAGACGGUUAAUAUGCUCUAUUUGGAUGAAUUGGCUGCAAGACUAGGACAUCGGGGCGUGAAAUCAAUCAGUCUCUCUCCUGGCCGCUUGUAUACAGGUAUCAUGAGACAUGUUUCGAAAAACGAGAUGAGGAAAUGUGACGGGAAACUAAUUCUGGACCCAAAGCUCAAUUGGAGAACGCUCACUCAGGGAGCAGCUACCAUCAUCAAUGCAGCGUACAAUCCAAGUCUCUUCGGUAGGCAAAAAUGGAUCCAUGGAUCGUACAUGGUCAAUAACCCAGUCCAAAUGGACCAGGCAGAGUCGUACGCUGUCGAUCCACGGAACGCGGAAAGACUGUGGUCUCUGAGCGAGAACAUGGUCGGUCAGAGGUUUGUCUACUAG
Penicilliopsis zonata CBS 506.65 is the source of this 906-nucleotide messenger RNA. RefSeq lists its product as hypothetical. The record is from RefSeq and is a predicted model, not a curated record. NCBI's taxonomy places the organism in Eukaryota, Fungi, Ascomycota, Eurotiomycetes, Eurotiales, Aspergillaceae. Bases 1 to 906 code for a protein of 301 amino acids. The transcript has 7 exons.